Molecule: messenger RNA, 1048 nt
Organism: Punica granatum (pomegranate)
Lineage: Eukaryota; Viridiplantae; Streptophyta; Magnoliopsida; Myrtales; Lythraceae
Source: RefSeq, a predicted model, not a curated record
UAGCCCUAGCGCCGUGCUCUCGGGGUUUGCCUUUAAUUCUAUCUCCGGCCGUCUCAGGUACGUUUCUGCUCUAACUCUCAGUGCAUUUCAGGUUACUUCGGGUAGCUGUUGUUAACUGUUGGUGGACAUUCAUUCACAAGAGAAGCUCAGAAGGUUUCACAGCUCUUUCUGGCCUACCGAUGGCUCCCGCUAAAGCAGACCCUGCGAAAAAGAGUGACCCGAAGGCACAAGCCUUGAAGGCUGCAAAGGCCGUUAAGUCUGGCAACAUUAAGAAGAAAGCCAAGAAAAUCAGGACAUCGGUCACAUUCCACCGCCCCAAGACAUUGAAGAAGGAAAGAAACCCCAAGUACCCCCGCAUCAGCGCUCCUCCGAGGAACAAGUUGGACCAGUACCAGAUCCUGAAGUACCCUCUUACCACGGAAUCCGCAAUGAAGAAGAUAGAAGAUAACAAUACCCUCGUCUUCAUAGUGGACAUUCGUGCUGACAAGAAGAAAAUCAAGGAUGCUGUCAAGAAGAUGUAUGACAUUCAGACCAAGAAAGUGAACACCUUGAUCAGGCCCGACGGGACAAAGAAGGCUUAUGUGAGGCUGACGCCAGACUACGACGCUCUGGAUGUUGCAAACAAGAUCGGGAUCAUCUAGGUGAGAUAUUUCUGCACGUUGUAGUUACCUCUGUAGUGCACGCGACAGUUUUGUUAAAGAACUCGAUUAUCUUCCCAGAUCCCGUCCCAUCAAUUGUUCUUUCCGAUUCCGAUACAUUUUCUCUUUCGUGGUCGUGGAUUCAGCUUGGCCUCUUCUUUAUCUUCAUGUAUCAUACCAUCUGUUUGCUCCUAUUAGAUCGACACUGCUCAUGGUUGCUUUUAUCCCUGCUUGGUUGUUUGAUGUCGUUAAGCUGUUAGACAAGAAGUUCACGUGCGGAAAGUGGCGGGAAAGGGCCCAUCUUGUGGACCCAGGCCAAGCCCAACUAGUUUUUACGAAAUAGAUAGGCAGAGGUGGAAAAGAUGUUUGUGUUAUUAUUAUUAUUAAUAAUUGUUUAUCAUUUUCUGGUU